Saccostrea cuccullata (small rock oyster) is the source of this 2322-nucleotide messenger RNA. RefSeq names its product valine-rich protein-like. The transcript has 24 exons. Bases 97 to 2163 code for a protein of 688 amino acids. Lineage: Eukaryota; Metazoa; Mollusca; Bivalvia; Ostreida; Ostreidae. The record is from RefSeq and is a predicted model, not a curated record.
UAAUGACUCGGUAUAUAUACUUUCCUCUGUAAUAAUUUGUGCUAGACGGGAGCAUUUGAAAAGGACUUGAGCGCGCAUUGUCACAAAACUCGGACGAUGCUGGCUGUAUUAUUCCUCUCGGCUCUUAUGGGCCUCGCCAUUGGAGAUCCAUUGCCACCUGUAAGAAAACACACAGAGAUCAUCCAUGUUCCCGCUCCUAAGCCACAAGUUCGACACGUGCCCGCCCUUCAAGAACAUCCCAAACAAGUAAUCCAACAUGUUCCCAUCAGACAGACAGUCGUCAAACAAAUUAAUGUACCAAGGGACAUCCUUCGUGAAGUGCCGGUUAUCGUCGAAAAGAAAUUGAUUUUGAAGCAGCCACAUAUUCGUAGAUUCCCCAUCGAUGUUAAGAAGACUCUGUUGCAGCCCCAUAUUAAACACGUACCACAGGUCAGAGUUAAUUACCGCAAGAGGCCAUAUGAUGUCUGGCACACGAAAACUGUGAAGAAGAUCAUCAAGGUCCCACGCCCAUACCCCGUCGUCAAACACAAAAUCGUCACAAAGGUGCUGAAUAGAGUUGUCGAUGUCCCACACAAAGUAUACAAAGACAAAGUUAAAGUUGUUCAAGUACCACAACCCUUCAAGGUACAGAAGGUCCACCACAGAAAGAUUGAUGUUCCCAUUGAGGUGCGCGUACCCGUCCCACGUGUCAAUAUAAAAAGAACACAGGAGGUCCAGAAAGUUCCUAUUGAUGUCACUGUUGUAAAGAAGGUCGGCAUUCCAAGAAAGACAACAUUGACUGAAAUUGUUCCCGUACCAGUGAAACCAGAGGGAUGUGGCCCGGAUGGUGUAGAUUGUGGAAGUUUUGCUUCUGCUAGCUCUGUCGUUACAGACUCAGUAGGUGUUGGAGGAGUAGCUGGGUCUGGUGCUGCCCAUCUUGACGACGUCUUUGUAGGCGGAUCAGGCUUCUCUGACUCAGUAGGAGUUGUAGAUGGUUCGGUAGCAGUUGGUGGUGGAGUACGCACCGUUGUUGAUGAAUCCGUAGGAAUGGUUCCAGUAAUCAAGAAAGUCCGUAAGGUUACAGUUGGUCCGUCAGCCCCCAUUGUCCGUCAGGACAUCCGCACUACUGUAGUGGGAAAUACUGGCCCUAUUGUCCGGGGUGACGUAAUAGAAGGAGAAUUGUACGGACCUGAUUUACCUGAUCUAGCACCUAAUGUUGGGCCUGGUGUAGGUCCCACAUUUAUUGAGAGCUCUGUUUCUAGUCGACCAUCAGUUUUGCCAAUUCCAACAGAACCAUACCUUCCCGGAGGUCCUGGAUUUGCUAGGGACGGUGGUAUAUAUGCUGAUGUUCAGUCAGGUAUUGGUGGUGCAAGCGGUAUAUAUUCUGAUGUAGGGCCAGGUUUCGAUGGUCCCGGCGGUAUAUAUACUGAUAUAGACUCAGGUUUCGGUGGCGUCGAUGGUUUAUAUUCUGGUAUUGAUGGAGCCGGUGGUAUAUAUGGAGACUUACAGUCAGGUUUUGGAAACUCAUUAGAACUUCGAGCUGAUGGAUUCGGGGGCGGGGCUGGUUCUGCUGACCUCAUUGAGAGGACCAGAACUACCACAUCCGGUGGUGGUGGAGGAGACAUUGUAUACCAGGAGAGGAGGUCAAUUCCUAUACUGGUGGGCGGAGACGUCCAAGGACGAAUUAUUAGGACUGAUGGCGGUGGUUAUGGCCCUAACUAUGAUGAUUCCGAUAAUGACGUCGCUGUAGCUAGUGCCUCUGCAGGAGGCUUAAUCGGAGCUGCAGCCAGAGGCCCUAUAGGGGUCGGGGCUGCAAACGGAGGCGCCUUCGGGGUCAAUGCUGGUGCCUCGGCCGCUGCUUCUGCUGGAGUUUCUGCUGGGCAACUUGGCCUUGGCUUUGUGAACCAAGGUGGUCAUUUCGAUGCCGGUAUUGGUGGCCAUGGGGCCAUUGAUGCCCCCUUUUUUGGUGGUGACAUAAGCAGUGCGCAAGCGCAAGCCCAAGCCCAGGCUCAGGCUCAAGCUCAGGUUUUUGCCCAAGCUCAGAACUUUGCCCUAGCUCAAGCUCAGAGUUUAGCCCAUUCCCAGGGUCACGCUAAUAACAUUGGAGAUUCAUUACAUUCUGAUUUACAGUUAGCCAACAAUUUAGCAUAUGGUGACAAUUAUGAUGUCAACAAAUAUGCUUAAUAAGGCUCUGAUCUCCGAGCCGUCGGGUGCUUCGGCUCUUCUUCCUGGGUUUGAGACACCAUUGUACAUUACUAUAAAUAGAAACAUAUUGACAUUGGCUAUUUCAGUGUGUAACAUUCAUCCUCGGGCGUCUGAAUAUAUUUUAUUAACAAAACUUAA